This is a messenger RNA of Pestalotiopsis fici W106-1, 1509 nucleotides long. Its product is annotated as Aldehyde dehydrogenase. The coding region runs from base 1 to 1509 and encodes 502 amino acids. NCBI's taxonomy places the organism in Eukaryota, Fungi, Ascomycota, Sordariomycetes, Amphisphaeriales, Sporocadaceae. Gene Ontology annotation, molecular function: oxidoreductase activity, acting on the aldehyde or oxo group of donors, NAD or NADP as acceptor. The transcript is spliced from 2 exons. The record is from RefSeq and is a predicted model, not a curated record.
AUGUCUGGACUCUCUGUAGAUUUGACUGCACCAAACGGCAGGAAGAUUACCCUUCCCACCGGCCUGUUUAUCAACAAUGAAUUUGUGAAAGCUACCGGCGGAGGUACCAUUGAGUCCAUAAACCCUGCCAACGAGGAAGUCAUUUGCUCCGUCGAGGCAGCUUCGGCCGAAGACGUUGACAAGGCCGUCAAGGCUGCCAGGGCUGCUUUCAAUGCCGAAUCAUGGGCUGAGCUUCCCGGUACUGAGCGAGGAAUCCUCAUGAACAAAUUGGCCGACUUGAUUGAGGCCGACAAGGAGAUACUGGCAACGCUCGAGACCUGGGACAACGGCAAGCCCUACAGUGUUGCUAUGAGUAUAGACGUGGCCGAGGUUAUCUCAACUCUUCGAUACUACGCCGGCUGGGCCGAUAAGAUUUGCGGAUCGACUAUCCCUACGACGUCCAAGAAGUUUGCUUACACUCUCAAGCAGCCCAUCGGCGUCUGUGGACAAAUUAUUCCGUGGAACUUUCCCUUGGCCAUGGCUGCUUGGAAACUCGGCCCAGCGCUGGCGGCAGGAAACACUCUAGUGAUGAAGCCCGCCGAGCAAACACCACUAUCAAUCUUGCACCUGGCUAGCUUGGUUCCAAAGGCUGGAUUUCCCCCGGGCGUCAUCAAUAUUGUCAACGGCUGGGGCCGAGAAGCUGGCGAUGCCCUUGCCAGCCAUCUCGACGUUGACAAGAUUGCCUUUACGGGCUCCACGGCAACAGGAAAACUUCUCAUGAAGACUGCUAGCAUUAACAUGAAGAAUAUCACCCUUGAGACGGGAGGCAAGUCGCCCCUGAUCGUCUUUAAGGAUGCCGACAUUGAACAGGCAGCCAAGUGGGCUCACAUUGGUAUCAUGGGCAACUCGGGUCAAAUCUGUACAGCCAACUCUCGUCUACUGGUCCAAGAAGAUAUUCACGACAAGUUCGUCGAGGCUUUCAAAAACGUAAUCAAAACCACCAACAAAGUCGGCGACCCCUUUGAGGAGACUACAUUCCAGGGCCCACAGAUCACCAAAGCUCAGUACGACAAGAUCUUGGGUUACGUCGAGAGCGCCAAGUCCGAGGGCGCGACUCUAACCAGCGGAGGUGUCCCAUACAAGGGGGUUGGACAGGGCAAGGGCUACUUUAUCGAGCCUACGAUUUUCACAGACGUCAAGAGCUCCAUGAAGAUUUACCGUGAGGAGAUCUUUGGUCCAUUCGUGAGCAUUGCACGCUUCAAGACCGAGUCCGAGGCCAUUGCCAUGGCCAACGACACCACCUACGGUCUUGGCGCCUCCGUAUUUACACAGAACAUGGAGGUCGGCCACCGCGUGGCCGCAAAGAUCCAAAGUGGCAUGGUUUGGAUCAACUCUUCAAACGAUUCCGAUUGCCGCGUUCCAUUUGGUGGCGUGAAGCAAAGUGGCAUCGGCAGAGAAUUGGGAGAAGCUGGACUCGCGGCAUACACGCAAGAAAAGGCCAUUCACGUGAAUCUUGGAGAGAGACUGUAA